GUAACUCGCACAUCACUACCAGGAAGUAAACUGUCCCCACAGAACAGGACAGGAAACAACUUAUUUGAGUCAAUACUUCGACCUUCUUUCAUCCAAGCUCUAUGAUGAUAUUAUGAGAUUUGUUGGAAUGUAUUUGCCUUAGGCUCCACGUAGUCUGCGGGAGGCUGUCAUUGGAGUAAGUCAAGGCCCACACACACACAAACCUUUGAUGAUGGACGCCACAUUGGUUCAAGUGGACAAGAAUCUGACUGAAGCCAUGAGGAUCUUGGGAGAUGGACAGAGAGAGCUGGAAGAAAGGACAGCGAGUAGAACCAGCAUACCUGCCCCCCUACAGGGAGAUGGUCAGGAUAUCGCCUCGGUACUGGAACUUGUUCACAGCCUCAUCCAUGAAAAGGAGGAGGGAGAAGACAAACCCAGCCUACAGAGGAUGCACAAUGUGGGUGAACAAGGUCACAUGGCACUAUUGGGGCACAGUCUGGCAGCUUACAUCUCCAUGCUUGACCGAGAGCGACUUCGGAAGCUGACUACUCGGAUCUUGUCGGAUACCACACUAUGGCUCUGUCGACUGUUCAGAUAUGAGAACGGUUCAGCUUACUUCCACGAAGAUGACAGGGAAGGCUUGGUCAAGGUUUCUCGACUCGUUAUCAAUGCUCGCUAUGAAGAGUAUGCCUCUGAAGGCUACGCUGUCUUCAGCUCAAAACAGCCUGUCAUAUACCAGAGUGCAUCCUGCAGGCCUGGCCUGGGUCAACAUGUUUGCAACCAGCUCGGCUUGCCUCUCUCCAGUUUGUGCACAGUCCCAUGCAACACGCUUUUUGGAUCCCAACAUCAAAUGGAUGUUGCUCUUUUGGACAAACUAAUUAAAGAGGACACAGAAAGUGGGAAGCUCCCUUUGUUGUUGAUCGCCAAUGCAGGUACCGCAGGGACGGGUCAUACUGAUAAAUUGGGUCGACUCAGGGACCUGUGUGAUCAAUACAAAAUGUGGCUCCAUGUGGAGGGGGUCAACCUGGCUACCCUGGUCCUGGGUCAGGUCAACUCUGCUAUAAUGGUAGCAACCAAAAGUGACAGUAUGACACUGACACCAGGUUUGUGGCUUGGACUACCUGCUGUAACUGCCGUCACACUCUAUCGUCAUGAAGACCCAGCACUGUCUCUGGCUGCAGGUUUGACCUCCAGUCAGCCUGUGGAGAAGAUACGAGCAUUGCCUCUCUGGCUCUCUCUGCAGUAUCUUGGUUACUCUGGAAUUGUCCAGAAGAUAAGACACGCCACUGAUCUGAGCCACCAAAUGCUGCAAUUGCUCAACUCUGUGACCUCCAUUAAAACAUUGGUGGAGGAUGAACUCUGCUCUUCCGUGGUGCUGCUCAAAUUUUUGGAAAUUAGUGCAGCAUCCAGUGGUGGCUCAAUGGAGGCUUACUGUGCUGGGGAGAAAGAAUUAUUUGAUGCCUUGAAUAGAUGGCUUGGUGAGCAGCUCGCCCAGAUGGUUCCUACCAGUGGAGUUGAUGUUGUGGAACUUGAGGAUGAGGGCACCUGUGUUCGUUUCAGUCCCCUCCUGACGGCUGCUGCUUUAGGGACUCAACAAAAAGAUGUUGAUGAUCUGGUAGAGAAGCUGUCGGAGCUGGUGCCCAUGAUGACCUCCACAAUAUGCUUUAGACAAGACUUUAAAGAGGAGACCAACCGGCAUUCACCCUACCUCCGAUACAUUGACGAACUUAGCUGGCCUGGCCUAGGAGUUGUCCGGUAUGAACCACAGACUGUGGGAAUCGAUGAUACCAGGAAAAUGAAGGAAAUAAAAAAAAUUAACUCCGAACUGUUGAAGAAACUACAAGAUUUGGACACUGAUGUCGUGUUCUCCUCUGACUCCGAGUUGGAAAGAGAAGGGAAAUGGGGAUGUAUCUUUGUCGGUAUGGUAGCUGAAGACGUUGAUGUUUCACAGCUGGUGGAUACAAUUGCGACCCUGGGCCAGGACAUUGAAGAGAAUGGACGGCUGUUGGAGAACAUGACAGAGGUGGUGAGGAAAGGCAUCCAGGAAGCAGAGCAGGAGCUGCUUAAAGCCAAUGAGGAGAAACUCAUGGAAGAGGGUAUGCUGAGACAGCUACCUUUGGUUGGCUCCGUAUUAAACUGGUUUUCUCCUGUCCAAACGUCCCUUAAAGGGAGGACUUUCAACCUGGCAGCAGGUUCUUUGGACUCCACAGAGGUGACGUACUCCACCAAGGCACAGGCAGGCAGACCUCUCAUGAAGGACUCUCCCACCUUGUCAUCAAAGAGAUUGCAAGGUCAGAGGUUGUUUCGGCGCUCAGGGGCAGGCUCUGAUUCCUAUAGUGAAAGCAGCUCUAUUGAACAAGCUGAAGAGACAACUGCCUCUAUACGUGCACCAGAGGAGGACUCUCAUGUUGCAUGUCAAGGCAUUCCAGAAGAAGGGAUUCAUGAUUCUUGUGUGCAGAAGCAUGACCAGACGGAGGCUGAGGCACUGUUGGAAGAGAGGAAGCCUGAAUGCCAAGAGGCCCAGCAAAGUGGAGGAUAGGACACCGUCUUCAUCCGUCCCUACAAUGGCUGCAGCCUAACUGGUGUAAAAAAAUACAUCAUGCAUUUCCAGUAAUUGUUUUUGUUAUUCAGGAGAAUACAAUUGGAAUUGUUGGCUUUAUGUCUAAUAAGUGAAGUGGAUCGGAAAGACAGAUACUGUGACACUGGGAUGCUCGUUUAUAAUCAUUUAUCUUCCACCAGCAGAUGCAGUUUUUUCGAGAAACGGCUCACUCAUUUACUUUUAAAUUUGUUUAAAUGACAUGGAUAAAUAAUACUUUCGAGGUUUGUGGCUUGCCUAAAAACUGCGCACAGAGGAUAAAUGUGUUGUUGGGAGUGUAGUCAGAAUGGUGGCCUUGGUUUUCCUGUUGAAUGAAAGUUGCCUUUUUUGUGGGUAAAAAUCAUUGUCAUUAAUUGCACUAGAGAAGACUUGACAGAAAUACUUUGUCAAAGUAUCCAUUUAUUCAUUCAUGAUAAAAAUACAAAUGCCAAUUCAAUAUGCAUUCCAAAAGCUUUGAUGAAGUGUUAAAAUGAUGGGUUCUUUCUUUCAACUCAGAGAUCUGUUUUUCCAACUCAGUAGGUGAUUUCAGGGUAAAAACCAUUUCAUGAAGAAAGUGCUACCCAGAAGGGGGUGUUAGUGGAUUCUUAGCAGAACUGUUCUUCCUUCCAUGGUGUACUGCUGUGAUUAUAAUGCAGAAUGAUUUCAGAUAUAAUUGCACAACACUGUAAGAAACCUAUCCACAGCAUAAAUCCGUCCGUAUCUCCUACCCUUUAUUAUUCUAUGCAAAAACUCUCAAUAAAUCAUAAAACUAA
Doryrhamphus excisus (bluestripe pipefish) is the source of this 3327-nucleotide messenger RNA. It is a transcript of the gene pdxdc1, whose product is annotated as pyridoxal-dependent decarboxylase domain containing 1. NCBI's taxonomy places the organism in Eukaryota, Metazoa, Chordata, Actinopteri, Syngnathiformes, Syngnathidae. Gene Ontology annotation, molecular function: pyridoxal phosphate binding; carbon-carbon lyase activity. The record is from RefSeq and is a predicted model, not a curated record. Gene Ontology annotation, cellular component: intracellular membrane-bounded organelle. Gene Ontology annotation, biological process: carboxylic acid metabolic process.